Messenger RNA from Hevea brasiliensis (rubber tree), 1754 nucleotides. Its product is annotated as serine carboxypeptidase-like 25. Gene Ontology annotation, biological process: proteolysis. The record is from RefSeq and is a predicted model, not a curated record. The transcript has 8 exons. The coding region runs from base 182 to 1603 and encodes 473 amino acids. Gene Ontology annotation, cellular component: vacuole. NCBI's taxonomy places the organism in Eukaryota, Viridiplantae, Streptophyta, Magnoliopsida, Malpighiales, Euphorbiaceae. Gene Ontology annotation, molecular function: serine-type carboxypeptidase activity.
UGUCCAAAUAGUUCCUGUGAUAUUGGGUGAUGGUGAUGACAUUCAAAGGUCAUGACCUCCUUUCUCUCCCCUAUUUAUUUCAACUUGAAUAGCACUCUCCAUAUUUCCCAUCACACAAACACACAUAACUAGGAAGUGACCAGCCAUUUCAUUUUUUUUUCUUUCAUCUCUUGUUAGGGCCAUGGUCAUGGCUGAGAGACAGAUCUUAGUUAUUCCCACGGUCGUCUUCGUGUUGUUGGCUGUGGUGUUCUCUAGUGCUAUUUGCCACGCAGUAAACACAGCAGCAAAAGCAGAAGAAGAAGCUGAUAGGAUAGGUUCACUUCCUGGCCAACCUAAAGUUUCCUUCCAGCAGUUCUCUGGAUAUGUUACUGUUGAAGAAGUUGCUGGUAGAGCUCUCUUUUACUGGCUCACUGAGGCUGCUGUUGACCCCUUGUCUAAACCUUUGGUUGUAUGGCUCAAUGGAGGUCCUGGUUGCUCUUCUGUGGCCUAUGGGGCGUCAGAGGAAAUAGGCCCAUUUAGAAUAAACAAGACAGCCUCAGGUUUAUAUCUUAACAAGUUCUCCUGGAAUACUGUGGCCAACCUCUUGUUCCUGGAAGCUCCUGCUGGUGUUGGUUUCUCUUACAGCAACCGCUCCUCUGAUUUGCUAGAUACCGGGGAUAUUCGCACUGCAAAGGACUCCCUGGAAUUCCUGGUUCGAUGGAUGAAUCGAUUCCCACGAUACAAACACCAUCAAGUGUAUCUUACUGGAGAGAGUUAUGCAGGGCAUUAUGUUCCUCAGCUGGCUAGAGAAAUCAUGAUGUACAAUAAAAAGUCUAAGCAUCCAAUAAAUCUCAAAGGAAUUAUGGUGGGGAAUGCAGUAACAGACAACUACUACGACAACCUUGGAACAGUGACUUACUGGUGGAGUCAUGCAAUGAUCUCUGAUAAGACAUAUCAGCAACUCAUUAACACAUGCGAUUUUCGCAGGCAAAAAGAAUCAGAUGAAUGUGAAUCAUUAUAUAGUUAUGCUAUGGAUCAAGAAUUUGGCAACAUUGACCAGUACAACAUUUAUGCACCCCCUUGUAACAAGUCUGAUGGUAGCACUUUUACUCCACAAAGUAUUCGAUUGCCGCACCGUCCUCAUAAGAUUCUCAGGCAGUUAUCUGGCUAUGAUCCUUGCACUGAAAAAUACGCUGAGAUUUAUUACAAUAGGCCUGAUGUUCAAAAAGCACUCCAUGCCAAUCUAACCAAAAUUCCUUACAAGUGGACUGCUUGCAGUGAGCUUCUGAAUCGAAACUGGAAUGAUACAGAAGUUUCCAUUCUCCCAAUUUACAAACAAAUGAUUGCUGGUGGCCUGAGGGUUUGGGUAUUCAGUGGGGACAUAGACUCAGUUGUGCCAGUUACUGCAACAAGAUACGCCCUUGCACGGCUUAAAUUAGCAACAAAAAUUCCAUGGUAUCCAUGGUAUGUUAAGAAGCAGGUGGGAGGUUGGACAGAGGUAUAUGCAGGGCUAACAUUUGCAACAGUGAGAGGAGCUGGUCAUGAAGUGCCUCUUUUCAAGCCCAGAGCUGCCCUGCAGCUAUUCAAAUCAUUCUUGAAAGGAGAGCCCCUUCCCAAAUCUUGAAAGAAAAGAGAAGAAAAACUCCCCAAAUUUAUUUAACAAGUUUCUUCUGUUCUGUUAAUUUUUAUUGCUGUUAUAGACAAAAGGGCUGUCUCAUUCUUAACCAUUGAAAGAAAUUAGUAGGAAGAAAUUAAGAGAUUGUAAUUAUGCGUUA